This is a messenger RNA of Dreissena polymorpha, 1890 nucleotides long. Its product is annotated as tubulin alpha-1A chain. The record is from RefSeq and is a predicted model, not a curated record. Gene Ontology annotation, cellular component: microtubule; cytoplasm. NCBI's taxonomy places the organism in Eukaryota, Metazoa, Mollusca, Bivalvia, Myida, Dreissenidae. Gene Ontology annotation, biological process: microtubule cytoskeleton organization; mitotic cell cycle. Gene Ontology annotation, molecular function: GTP binding; structural constituent of cytoskeleton. Bases 162 to 1517 code for a protein of 451 amino acids. The transcript is spliced from 3 exons.
UGUCAGCCAAUCAGAAUCGAGGGAUUUGAUCACGCGGAUUAUGAAUCGACGCUUGUAUAAAAUAAAGAUCUCGUAUAAUCCAAAUCACUAAGAAGAUUCUCCGACGACGCAUAAAGUCACCGUGAGAGUUCCUUUCACCUUCCAACUUAACAACUGCCAUCAUGCGCGAGUGCAUAUCCAUCCACGUCGGCCAGGCCGGAGUCCAGAUCGGCAAUGCCUGCUGGGAGUUGUACUGCCUGGAGCACGGCAUCCAGCCGGACGGUCAGAUGCCCAGCGACAAGACCAUCGGAGGCGGUGACGACUCAUUCAACACAUUCUUCAGUGAGACCGGCGCCGGCAAGCACGUGCCACGUGCGGUGUUCGUGGACCUCGAGCCGACUGUAGUCGACGAGGUGCGCACCGGAACGUACAGGCAGCUGUUCCACCCCGAACAGCUGAUAACCGGCAAGGAAGACGCCGCCAACAACUACGCCCGUGGUCACUACACCAUCGGCAAGGAAAUCGUCGACCUUGUCCUGGACAGGAUCCGCAAGCUGGCUGACCAGUGCACCGGUCUCCAGGGAUUCCUGAUCUUCCACUCAUUCGGUGGCGGUACCGGAUCUGGCUUCACCUCCCUGCUCAUGGAGAGGCUGAGCGUCGACUAUGGCAAGAAAUCCAAGCUGGAGUUCGCCAUCUACCCGGCGCCCCAGAUCUCUACUGCUGUCGUCGAGCCAUACAACUCCAUCCUGACCACCCACACAACCCUGGAGCACUCCGACUGCGCGUUCAUGGUCGACAACGAGGCCAUCUACGACAUCUGCCGCCGCAACUUGGAUAUUGAGCGCCCGACAUACACCAACCUUAACCGCCUGAUUGGCCAGAUCGUCUCCUCAAUCACCGCCUCCCUCCGCUUUGACGGUGCCCUGAACGUGGACUUGACCGAGUUCCAGACCAACUUGGUGCCCUACCCACGUAUCCACUUCCCCCUGGCCACCUACGCCCCCGUCAUUUCCGCCGAGAAGGCUUACCACGAGCAGCUCUCUGUUGCCGAGAUCACCAACGCCUGCUUCGAGCCGGCCAACCAGAUGGUGAAAUGCGACCCCCGUCACGGCAAGUACAUGGCCUGCUGCAUGUUGUACCGUGGUGAUGUUGUCCCCAAGGACGUUAACGCUGCCAUCGCCACCAUCAAGACAAAGAGGACCAUCCAGUUCGUCGACUGGUGCCCGACCGGUUUCAAGGUCGGUAUCAACUACCAGCCACCCACCGUCGUGCCCGGUGGUGACUUGGCCAAGGUGCAGCGUGCCGUGUGCAUGUUGAGCAACACCACCGCCAUCGCCGAAGCCUGGGCCCGACUUGACCACAAGUUCGAUCUGAUGUACGCCAAGCGCGCCUUCGUACAUUGGUACGUCGGAGAGGGUAUGGAGGAGGGUGAGUUCUCCGAGGCUCGUGAAGACCUGGCCGCUCUCGAGAAGGACUACGAGGAAGUCGGUGUUGACUCCGUCGAGGGCGAGGGUGAGGAAGAGGGCGAGGAGUAUUAGACGCCGACGCCGACCACGUUAGCCAACGGUCGGGAGUUAUGUACAAGCGCCAUAACUGAUAUUAUUAUUGAUGAAUAAAUCUACGGUUAUCUUAAGAUUACCCCUAGAUCUCGGCUUGAAAACAGACUUACGCAUAUUCAUGUGUUGAAAUAAAAUACGGACAGUAUGACGGCUGAACGAGCAAGAGUUAGCGACCGUUUAAAGAAUUACAAACUUUUGUCAACAUUACGUUACUGGUAUACCAAAGUAUACAUUUAAUAAGAAUAAUGCUACAAUAUAAAUCAACGAUAUUUGUCUUAAAGAAAGUUAAGCUGAAAUAUAUUGUAAAGCCUAUUGUUAAACCUAUUGUGCUAUAUUAAAGUAUAAAUAUAAA